CAAACCCCCCCCCCCCCCCCCCCCCGGAUAAACAAUGGCUCCCACUACAGGGCUGCGCGAGUCCCUCGAGAGGGACGGAUUCGUCGUGAUACCACAGGCCCUCGGCUCAGGGCAACUGGCCAAGCUUCGCGAAGCAGCCGCCGAGGUCGAAAAGCUCGCUCGCGCGGGCGGGUGGCCUCAUAUCCGCACCGUCGGGAAGCAGUUUCCCCCGUGGCCAUCCAAGCCCAACGACGAAGAGGGCGGUAUCUGGGGCGUACAGAGUUUGCUGCAUCCAGACAUGCCUGGCCGGGAUGAGUUUGCGCGGCUGUACUUUUCGGAAACGAUACUAGGUCCUGCGCGAGAACUGAUAGGCGAGUCCGGGGAUCAGGGCUGCAGCGAUGAGGACCUGGUCAUGGAGCUGCUCAACAUGCUGGUGCGUCCGGGCAAGGCGUUUGAGCUGCGCUGGCACCGCGACGACAUCGGUCCCGACGCGACGGACGAGGAGGAGCUCAGGAGGCUGUCGGAACCGGCGUGGCAUGCGCAAUGGAACCUGGCGCUGUGGGAGGACGAAAGCCUGAUCCUCGUGCCUGGAUCGCACGCCCGCGCACGAACCCCCCAGGAGCGGUCCGCCGGUCCGUACGAGACUGGGCUGGAGGGCGAGAUUCGCGUCAGGCUACAGGCUGGCGACGUUGCAUUCUACAACAACAACGUCUUCCACCGCGGUGCCUACGAUCCCACCAAGGAGCGCCUGACGAUCCACGGCUCGGUGGGACACGUCCGUGGGGGCCAGCUCAGGGCGAGGAAUGUGCUCCAGCAUGGUGUCACAUGGAUCGACCGCUGCGACUUCAAAGAUGCACUUGGGUCUGAUCAGCGCAUUCUUGAUAGAGCAGAAGCCAUGCGGGAGCGUCUUAUCCGUCUGGGAAGGGAAAGCGGCGACGUCGGGUAUUCGUUGAGUGGCUGACAAGACACGCGCAGACAUAUUCACAAAACUGUAGACGACUGGCUGACUGGAACGGUUGCUCAAAUCAUGACUUGUUGUUGUUGCUUGCAUCCCCUUUCCACCUCAGCACCCUCUCGACUCCAUUCCUCCUCAUGGCCGUGUCACAAAGCCAUUCGUCCCCACACUCGCACACGGCUGGGUUGCGAACCCAGCGGAAAGUGAUGGAAAAACGUUCACCCCGACGGACAACCUUGUGUGACACUCCAUCACCACUCGAGUCCUCAGGGGCCGGAAUUAUGAGACGGUCGUUCUUGCGCUUCUUGAUGCCAUGCUGAAAAUGAUACUGGCUGUCGCCAGACAUGUUAUACAGGGAGCGCG
Molecule: messenger RNA, 1297 nt
Organism: Pyricularia oryzae 70-15
Lineage: Eukaryota; Fungi; Ascomycota; Sordariomycetes; Magnaporthales; Pyriculariaceae
Product: phytanoyl-CoA dioxygenase
Exons: 1
Coding region: 35-940 (301 amino acids)
Source: RefSeq, a predicted model, not a curated record